Molecule: messenger RNA, 1995 nt
Organism: Girardinichthys multiradiatus
Lineage: Eukaryota; Metazoa; Chordata; Actinopteri; Cyprinodontiformes; Goodeidae
Product: beta-1,3-galactosyltransferase 2-like
Exons: 3
Coding region: 226-1416 (396 amino acids)
Cellular component (GO): membrane
Molecular function (GO): N-acetyl-beta-D-glucosaminide beta-(1,3)-galactosyltransferase activity
Source: RefSeq, a predicted model, not a curated record
CGCAUCCUGCAGGUGGCACGUAUAAACGUCUCGGGUGAAAACUUUCUUAUAAAGCUGAGUUUCAUUUAAAAACAUACAGUGAUCUUUGUUUAGAAACGCUGCUAAUCAACUUUGUAGGUGUGCCCUUUUCAUCUGAAUCUCCUCUUGUUUCCUUUACCGUUUCAUUAGAAGUGGUUAAAGACCGCUUGUUAUGAAGGUCGUUGUAAGUUAAACAUCCGUGAGGUGAUGGCUAAGGCUGGAGAAACGGGUCGGGUCGUAGCAGUCAUCGGGGAUCAAGAAAUUGGUUCGGAUGGAGAAACUGGUCGGAGAAGGGAGAUCACCAAGGACCUGUGUCGUCUUAAGAUUCUUCUGUUUCAGUCCUGGUUUCAGGGACUGCUUGUGCUGUGUUUACUCGUGUUUGUCAUAUGUUUGGCCUUGUCAGACAAUGCUUUAUUGUGGUCCAAAAGGUUUUCUCUUCACAGACAGUACUAUUUACUUUUCAACCAGAGCUAUCAAGCUAGAGCACCUGCUUAUCGAGUCCACCCAAAACACAAAGUUACUCUAAAUACAAUUAAUGAAACCACAGAAUCUCCAGCUGUGCAGCCUGAAGGUCUUCAGUACCAUCAAGCCUAUCCAAGCAACUACCAGUUUGUUAUCGAUAAUGCUGAGGUUUGCAAAAACACACCUUUCCUGGUUCUGAUGGUGCCGGUGGCACCAAAAAACGUUGCAGCUCGGGAUGCGAUCCGCCAGACGUGGGGUAAAGACAGCGUGGUUAAUGGUGAGGUGGUACUCACUCUCUUCAUGUUGGGUCUCGAUGGAGGAGCUGAUGUCGAGACGCUCAAACAGGAGAAUCAGCGGUACCAUGACCUGAUCCAGAGCAACUUCAUGGACUCGUAUCUCAACCUGACCAUUAAAACUAUGGUAAUUAUGGACUGGCUGGCCACACGCUGCCCUACAGCAGCUUAUGCCAUGAAGGUGGACUCUGACAUGUUCCUGAACAUUGAUAACCUGGUGAUCAUGCUGCAGAUGCCGGGUAUCCCCAAGCUGAACUAUCUUACCGGAAUGCUUAUGUGGAACAGGCCGGUUGUUCGAUCAAAGAACUCAAAGUGGUACGUUCCCGAGGAGAUGUACCCUGAUCCCCAGUAUCCCACAUACACCCUGGGUAUGGGUUACAUCUUUUCCAAUGAUCUUCCUGCUAAAUUUGUGAAAGUCUCAAAAUAUAUCAAACCCUUUAAUAUAGAGGAUGCUUAUAUUGGAGAGUGUAUGAAAAAGCUUGGACUUUCACCAACAUCUCCACCAAAUCCUUCCCAGUUUAAGGCGUAUAAUUCUGAGUAUAAUCGCUGUGAAUUCUCUAAGAUCAUUACAUACAUUCUUGGUUCUUCAGAACAAUUGAUAAAUUAUUGGACAGACUAUAAGAAGCCUGGACCUCAUUGUUAGAACCUUUCACACUACAGAUGCAAUAUGACAUCCCUCAGGGUUUAACUUAGUUCUAUAUUCUCCUGUUAUUGAAAAAGACAUAUGGAUUCUACAGUUUAAGGGUAAACUGCAAUCAACUUUUAAAAAUAAAGCAAGAACUAUUUUUUUAUUCCUAAGGUAUUUUUAUUUAAAAUGUCUGAAGUUAUAAUGUGAAGUUAUAAUGUAAAACGCAGUUAAUCUACAGAAUGUGAACCGCUACUGGAGUUGUAGUGGGCUACAUACUUUUCUGCUUGUUUGUGUAAUAGUUUAAAAAAAUAUAUUCAGAAAGCUGACUUGCAAGUCGUUUAAACUGAAGGGUCAACCUGUGCUUUAACUGUUAAUGUAUAGAAAAACAGUAAAACAAUUUGUCAACAUUAAAAAGGGCUUGGGUAGAAAAAAACAUUACUUGAAGUUCACACAACAUAAAUUAGUAAAAUGCUACAAACAGGGAAAAGCUUACAAUAUAUUAAGUUUGUCUAAUUGGUUAAUGAGAUGAAUCAGCUGUACAGUCUAUGGGUAUUAACAAAGUUUGAGUUUUUUUAAAUAAAAUGUGAAAAUUAA